AGCAAACAUGGUACUUCGAGAAAUUGGAACGUUUUAAAAUUGGAAGCAAAAUAUCGAAAUUUUCGUCGUUUUUCUCACUCUGAAACCAAAUCAAGAUAUUUAUCGAAAAGAUGGCCAAGCUUGUGAGGGUCUGUCGCAACAACGAGGAGGAAAGCGACUUGGAAAACUACCAAAUUCCCCUUGUUAUCGACGAGGAUUUGAAAAUGAUCAUGGAAAUUCCUCCUAAGGAAAUGCUCUCGAUGGAUGAACUUUGGGAUUUUGGAAGUUUUGAUGAUUUUAUGAGGCGUUAUAAAAAGAUGAAUGUUGAUGAACUGGCUGUAUCAUUUAUGGUGACUCAUAAUGAAGUCUUAUCAUUUCUUUCUCAAACUGUUCCAUGUGUCGGUUGUCGGCAAAGUGUUGAAAAGUUGUACAAUCACAUCAUGAAGACGAGCCAACCUGCUCUGGAACCACUUCAUAUAAUGCAGUCUGGAGUACUUACAAUAGAUCCAUCAAUAUUGAAAAAUCCAUUGUUGCUCCAUACUUUUCUUUAUUGUCGUGGUUCAAAACUAAACGAAAUCCUUGAAAGUAUUCCCAAGUGCAGGAGAAACAGGCGAUGCCUUCUUCACUCACUGGAAACUCAUAAAUCUAGAACACCAAUUGGAUGUUGGGUUGAUGUGUGGGAAGCUUUAUCUCAGAAAUGUCAAGACGAGGUAUUGACCAUCAACUCUAAUACACUUUUGGAUGCGUUAGAGAAUCACCUCAGGAAAAACAGGUUUUGUACAGAGUGCAAGCGUAAGGUGUUGAAGGCUUUUGGCAUUUUGACGGGAGACAUAGAGGCCGAAAAAGUAAAAGGCUAUUGUCCAAGUUUAUACGAAGGAUUAAAGCCAUGUCCGCUUCAUAAGCACGUUCAUGUUCCUUGCGAUGUUGAAUUUUUGACGGUUCUUUUAGAAAAAGCAGAACACGAGUUGUCAGGGAUGAGGCGAGAAAGACACGCAAAAUCUAUGGACACCGCCCAAGAAGAGGUGCUGACUUGCCUUGCUGUUUUUAUGUGGGAGAGACUCCAUCAUUUGUGGCAGAAAUUACGUACCGAGGAGCAAAGUUGGCAAAUGUUGUAUUAUCUUGGAAUAAACACUCUCAGAAGGAGCUUUGAGGUUUCCGUGGAAGAAAAACAAGGCAUGUCAAGAUUUGAGCAGGUCGUUGAAGAAAUUUUUGAAGAAGAAAAGGAAAAAGAGGUGAAACGCGUCCAGAAGCGUCAAAAGAAACGAGCUCGACGAAAAGAGAAAUGCAAAUUUGGCCAUCUUGCUUCGAGCGAGACCUCUGAAGAGUGCAAGGAGAACAAGGAAAAUGGAAUGGCCUGCGAGUUGAAAAAUGGUGUCGAGGAAGAGGGGGAAAGUUGUAAGGUCGGGGAGUCGUGUGAAGGGGGUGAGAACGAACUGUCCUCUGUUCACGAACAUUGCAAUUGUAGUGACUCUGGAAUUUCGAAUGGAGAAAAUUCCGAGCACACAAAUUAUAGCUCUGAAAAGUGGCCAAAGAAGGCCAAGUGUGAUGGAGAUGCAGCUUUUGGCAACGAAAGUUGUCAUCCCAAAUCCAGAUGCCACGAGGAAAGACAGGAGGGGGACAAACCUUGUUCUGAGCAGGAGAGCGGGGAGUCGAGCCCUCGGCUCGAGCAUGGUUGUGGUGAGGUAGGGUCGUGCACCGACCUUAAGGAUGAGUCCUCCAACGGGGACCCUAAUAGCUGUAAUCACGACGAGAACGUGGAAGUGUGUUGCCAAAAUGGCUGCCAAAGUGAUUCAAAUUCCGAUGUCGAGGAUAGACACCAUAAUUUACCAGUUGAUGACGAAGAAAAACAAUUGCUUCUUUCCAUGGGGUGGAAUUCGGCUGAACCCUGUCAGGACGACAGCCGUGUUGAAACAGACCACGAAAUCUCUAUAGAAGAAAUCUUGCAUUUUAAGGCCAACCAGAAGCAACUCAUCAACCAAAGACAGAAGUUACGCGAGAAGUUAAGAGAGCAGUUUAACAGCUUAAGCGUUACCGCGCAUGCGUCACGCUAAGUUUCGUUACGUUGGGACAGUGUCACGUGACUUUCAGACCAUGUCGCGUGCAAUGCAUAAUUAUAGAGUUGACGAAUUGAUCGGUGUGUUUGUUUCUCGUUAAUCUGUUCACUAUUGAUAUUUUAACCGCAUGCUCGUGUUUGAAUAAAUAACCU
Dendronephthya gigantea is the source of this 2185-nucleotide messenger RNA. RefSeq names its product gametogenetin-binding protein 2-like. The coding region runs from base 111 to 2030 and encodes 639 amino acids. The transcript has 15 exons. NCBI's taxonomy places the organism in Eukaryota, Metazoa, Cnidaria, Anthozoa, Malacalcyonacea, Nephtheidae. Gene Ontology annotation, cellular component: nucleus; cytoplasm. The record is from RefSeq and is a predicted model, not a curated record.